Lottia gigantea (owl limpet) is the source of this 1779-nucleotide messenger RNA. RefSeq lists its product as hypothetical. The record is from RefSeq and is a predicted model, not a curated record. NCBI's taxonomy places the organism in Eukaryota, Metazoa, Mollusca, Gastropoda, Lottiidae. The transcript is spliced from 3 exons. Gene Ontology annotation, cellular component: extracellular region. Bases 1 to 1779 code for a protein of 592 amino acids. Gene Ontology annotation, molecular function: chitin binding.
AUGGCGCGAUUUGGAGUAUCGAGUCUCUUUAUCUGUAUUCUGUGGAUACUUUUAAUACAAGUCGAACUUAUGCACAUUACUGGCAUUCACUCUUUAACAAAUCCUUGUCGUAGUUCACUAGGUUUGCAAUGGAUACGCGCACCUCAUUCUUGUCGGAGAUAUAUAAUCUGUGUUGGAGGACAGCCGAUAAGGAUGCCAUCCUGCCAAGAAACUCACGUAUGGUCUGUAAUGGGGCGAAAUUGUGUGCCCAAAUGGUCCAGAUGGGAUGACUGUACGCGGGCAAAGCCGAAGUCAACUCCCAUGACCAGACGAGCAGCACCUGAGAGAAACGUAACGCAACCUCUCGACUUGGAAGUACACGUACAAACAGAUAUUGAGAAAUCGAGAGAUGAAAUAUUUCCAGCUCAUACUACCCACUCCACAGCAGUACAUCCAUUGAAAACUACAGCAUUAUCUUUACCACGUGUACCAACCAGAAUCCGACCUCCAAAACGGACCCAACAAGACAUAGAGCGAGUAGAGAAUAUUAAACGUGCUUUUCCAAAUCAUCCCUGCUCUUUCCAAGGAACUGAGACUCUGAUAGCUCAUGCCGAGAAGUGUCAAAUAUAUUAUAAUUGCACACUUCCUACCAGUUUAGCUGAAUGGAGGUACACAGAACCACUGACCCAGGAAUGUGUUUAUCCGCAAGUUUUCUCCAUCACUGAGAGACAAUGUAUGGAUUAUGAUUUGGUGGAUUGUGGCUACAGAAAAGUUUUUAAGAACCCAUGUGAAUACAGAGAAAACACUUGUAGAACAGCCCAUUGCAGACCAUGUCACAUCCGGUACGGGAACUGCGAAGGAAAGAAAGAUGGGUUUCAUGCUUUUCCAGGAAAAGAAUGGACACCUGAAUACAUGGUGUGCAGGGAAGAGCGGAAUGUUCAACAACUUCGCUGUCGUGAUCCGCGGCCAAUUUUCUCACCGGAAAUGUUUCAAUGCGAACAUCUUAAGAAUGUUCCAAAACAUUUUGGAGGAUUGCGACCAGUGUGCGAUGGUCGCAUAGACGGGUAUUACCCUGAUGAAAGUGGAAGAUGCGAUAUAUAUUUUGAAUGCUCACAAUCCAAGUUCUUACAAUAUAAAAAGUGUGCAGGUGAUAAACUCUACAGUCCUGCUCAAGCACGCUGUACGUCUGAAGAUGUAGAACCUCCCUGUGGCAAUCUGACGAAUCGAAUAUGCGAAAACUUACCUGACGGCUAUUACGCGGAUCCUUAUGGACGAUGCCCUCUAUACAUGCACUGCAUUAACAAUCUGCUUUUGGGUUAUCUCAAAUGUCCAUUCGGCUCAUACAAUCCUUACACUGAGCGGUGCGAAACAUCAGCAUCAUCUCCUAAACCGUGUGGUAACCAACCUAAUCCUUGUCAGUAUAAAACAGAUGGUGUAUAUGCCGAUCUUGGUAAUAAUUGCGUUGCAUCAUUUACUUGCAGAAAGCGUUUCAUGAUCAAAAUUAGAAAAUGCAGAGCCGGGCAAGUUUAUAACGAAUUAACAGGACGAUGUGGUGAUGUAAACAACACACCAGUUCCCUGUGGACUUGCUCCAUCGUGUCAUGGGAAAAUUGACGGAAAUUACCCUUCUACUCUGAAAGGAUGUCAGUAUUUUUAUGUGUGUAAACGACAACGGUUUAUCAAAUAUGAAAAAUGUGGAUGGGAUAAGGGAGGUUUUUAUUUUAAUCCAGAAAGUAAGAAGUGUGACUUUCCAAUGAAUAUCUGUGGUGCUUGUGGAACCAAAUUAUCGACGAGGUGGUAG